CAAUGUCCAUUCAGCAAUAAACCAAAACAACGAAAAUGAUUCAAAACAUCAUCUUGUUCCUGUUAAUGUUCCUUCCCUUUCUUGUUUUCUUCUUAAUCAGACCAUAUUCAAACAAGAGCAAAACCAGUGUCAUCCCAAAAUCAUACCCAAUCAUUGGCAGUUACUUAGCACUCAAGGCCAACUCCCACCGCCGCAUCCAGUGGCUCUCCGACAUCGUCCUUGCCUCCCCUGCUGCCACCUUCACCCUUCGCCGCCUUUUCGGCAUCCAAUCCAUCUUCACCGCCAACCCCGCCACCGUGCAGCAUAUCCUCAAGAACAACUUCCCCAAUUACCGAAAAGGUGAUAUCGUCGUCGGAACCCUCUCCGAUCUCCUCGGAAACGGAAUCUUCAACACCAACGGCGAGGACUGGAAGUUCCAGAGACAAGUUGCCAGCCACGAGUUCAACACCAAAUCGCUCCGCAAUUUCGUGGAGAACGUAGUCGACAGCGAACUCUCCGAUCGGCUCGUCCCCAUCCUGUCCGGCGCCGCCGCAAGGCAGGAAGAAACCCUGGAUUUGCAAGAUAUCCUUCAGAGAUUCGCGUUUGACAACAUCUGCAGAAUCGCGUUCGGGUACGACCCUCAGUACUUGAACUUAUCAUUUGAAAGAAGCGACUUCGCCGAGGCAUUCCAAGAAGCAACCGAGAUCAGCAGUUUACGGUUUCGCGAACCCUUACCUUUCGUAUGGAAGCUUAAGAGAGCCCUCAACAUCGGAUCUGAGAAGCGAUUGCGAAUUGCUGUAUCUCAAGUGCGCCAGUCUGCCAAUAAACUCGUCAGAGAGAAGAAAAAGGAGCUCCAUGACAACUCAUCGCUUGGAUCCGUCGACAUGCUCUCGCGGUUCUUGAGUUCCGGUCACUCCGACGAGGACUUCGUGACGGACAUAGUGAUAAGCUUCAUACUCGCCGGAAAGGACACUACCUCUGCGGCGCUGACGUGGUUCUUCUGGCUGUUAUCGAAGAACCCUCGCGUUGAGAAGGAGAUUCUGAAAGAGAUAAACGAGAAAUCAGAAGCUCCGGUUUACGAUGAAGUGAAGGAGAUGGUGUACACGCACGCUGCCUUGUGUGAGAGCAUGAGGCUGUACCCUCCGGUUCCGACGGACAGCAAGGAGGCGGUGAACGACGACGUUUUGCCGGACGGGACGGCGGUGAAGAAGGGAACGGUGGUGACGUAUCAUGUUUACGCCAUGGGCAGGAUGGAAAGCCUUUGGGGUGGUGACUGGGCGGAUUUUAAGCCGGAGAGGUGGUUGGAGAGAGUUGAAGGCGACAAGUGGCGGUUCGUGGCGAGGGAUUCUUUCAGCUAUCCGGUGUUCCAAGCGGGUCCCAGGAUUUGCUUGGGGAAGGAAAUGGCAUUUUUGCAGAUGAAGAGGGUGGUGGCUGGAGUUCUGAGGAGCUUUAGGGUGGUUCCCACGGCGGCCGACGGGGUUGAACCGGAGUUCAUUUCGUUCUUGACCUCUCAGAUGAAAGGUGGUUUUCCUGUCAAGAUUCUUCAAAGAAAAGUUUGAUUCAAGGAUCACUUUCUCACUCAGUGUGGGCACGUGCUUCAUGUUUUAUUGUUUACAGUUAAAUUUACUCUAUAUAGUACUCAAUAAAAGGUUUUUGUUUAGUUAUUAAUUAUUAUGCAAUAUCUUUCCUAUAUUUGUUGUAAUGGCUAGAUUCUUCCGUAUCCAAAUAGGGGACUAAAUGUAAGGAGUAAAAAACAUAGUCCAGGAUCUAAUUGAUUUAUAUAAAUAGAUAUAGUAAAAAUACAAAAAUAAUGAAUAAUUUUAUUGAUA
Messenger RNA from Arachis duranensis, 1808 nucleotides. Its product is annotated as cytochrome P450 94A1. Bases 36 to 1538 code for a protein of 500 amino acids. The transcript has a single exon. The record is from RefSeq and is a predicted model, not a curated record. NCBI's taxonomy places the organism in Eukaryota, Viridiplantae, Streptophyta, Magnoliopsida, Fabales, Fabaceae. Gene Ontology annotation, molecular function: heme binding; iron ion binding; monooxygenase activity.